Grus americana (Whooping crane) is the source of this 4598-nucleotide messenger RNA. RefSeq names its product pyruvate carboxylase (gene PC). The record is from RefSeq and is a predicted model, not a curated record. Gene Ontology annotation, cellular component: cytoplasm. The transcript is spliced from 21 exons. The coding region runs from base 58 to 3585 and encodes 1175 amino acids. Gene Ontology annotation, molecular function: pyruvate carboxylase activity; ATP binding; metal ion binding. Lineage: Eukaryota; Metazoa; Chordata; Aves; Gruiformes; Gruidae. Gene Ontology annotation, biological process: pyruvate metabolic process; gluconeogenesis.
GCUAGCGGGGCCGGCCGGGACGCGGCGGGGGGACGCGGUGAUCGCAGUUGCGGAGCGAUGUUGCAGCUGUGCGUCCCCCGCGGGGGCCGGGCCCUCCUGGGGGUGCGGUUGCUGCGGGGUCCCCCUGGGACCACCCGCCCCGUCAGCUACCAGCCCAUCCGCAAGGUCCUGGUGGCCAACCGAGGUGAGAUCGCUAUCCGGGUAUUCCGGGCUUGCACGGAGCUGGGGAUCCGGACGGUGGCCGUGUACUCGGAGCAGGACACGGGGCAGAUGCACCGGCAGAAGGCGGACGAGGCUUAUCUGGUGGGGCGGGGGCUGCCCCCCGUCCAGGCCUACCUCCACAUCCCCGACAUCAUCCGCGUCGCCCAGGAGAACGGGGUGGACGCCAUCCACCCGGGAUAUGGGUUCCUGUCGGAGCGAGCCGACUUCGCCCAGGCCUGCCUGGACGCGGGGGUCCGGUUUGUGGGACCGCCCCCUGCCGUCGUCCGAAAGAUGGGAGAUAAAGUGGAGGCUCGUGCCAUCGCCGUCGCUGCCGGAGUGCCGGUGGUGCCGGGGACGCCGGCGCCAGUGUCGGUGCUGUCGGAGGCGCAGGAUUUCGCCCGCCAGGUCGGUUUUCCCAUCAUCUUCAAGGCAGCUCACGGCGGCGGCGGCCGUGGCAUGCGGGUGGUCCGCUCCCCUGAGGAGCUGGAGGAGAGUUUCUCCCGCGCGUCCUCGGAAGCUUUGGCCGCCUUCGGCAACGGGGCCCUUUUCGUGGAAAAGUUCAUCGAGCGCCCGCGGCACAUCGAGGUCCAGAUCCUGGGGGACCAGCACGGGAACGUGGUCCACCUCUAUGAGCGGGAUUGCUCCAUCCAGCGCCGGCACCAAAAGGUGGUGGAGAUUGCCCCGGCCGCACGCCUGCACCCCCAACUCCGCGCCCGCCUGGCUGACGACGCCGUCCGCAUUGCCCGGCAGGUGGGCUACGAGAACGCGGGGACGGUGGAAUUCCUGGUGGACCAGAGCGGGAGCUACUACUUCAUCGAGGUCAACUCCCGGCUCCAGGUGGAACACACCGUCACCGAAGAGAUCACUGACGUGGACCUGGUCCACGCGCAGCUGCAGGUGGCGGCGGGCCGGUCGUUGCCGGAGCUCGGGCUGCGCCAGGAGAACAUCCGGGUGAACGGCUGCGCCAUCCAGUGCCGCGUCACCACCGAGGAUCCCGCUCGCGGGUUUCAACCAGACACCGGUCGCAUCGAGGUGUUCCGCAGCGGCGAGGGGAUGGGGAUCCGCCUGGACGGGGCUUCGGCGUUCCAGGGGGCCCUGAUCUCCCCCCACUACGACUCGUUGCUGGUGAAAGUGGUGGCCCACGGCCCCGACCAACCGGCCGCCGCCGCCAAGAUGAGCCGGGCCCUGGCCGAAUUCCGCAUCCGAGGUGUCAAGACGAACAUCCCGUUCCUGCAGAACGUCCUGGCCCACCCCCAGUUUUUGGGGGGCGCCGCUGACACCCAGUUCAUCGACGAGAACCCUGAACUCUUCCACCUCCGCCCUGGCCAGAAUCGGGCCCAGAAGUUACUUCAUUAUCUGGGUCACGUGAUGGUGAACGGCCCCAGCACCCCCCUCCCCGUCAAGGCGAAGGCGGCGCUGGUGGAGCCCAACCCCCCCCCGGUGCCCAUGGGGCCUCCCCCGGCGGGGCUGCGGGCGGUGUUGGAGCGGGAGGGCCCGGCGGGUUUCGCCCGGGCGGUACGAGCUCACCGGGGGCUGCUGCUGACCGACACCACCUUCCGCGACGCCCACCAAUCCCUGCUCGCCACCCGCGUCCGCACGCGUGACCUCGCUCGCGUUGCCCCCUUCGUCGCGCACGCUCUCAGCCCCCUCUGCAGCAUGGAGACCUGGGGAGGCGCCACUUUCGACGUGGCCAUGCGAUUCCUGCACGAGUGCCCCUGGGAGCGGCUGCGGGAGCUGCGGCGCCUGGUCCCCAACAUCCCCUUCCAGAUGCUGCUGCGUGGCGCCAAUGCCGUCGGCUACACCAACUACCCCGACAACGUCGUCUACCGCUUCUGCGAGGUGGCGGUGGCCAACGGGAUGGACAUCUUCCGAGUCUUUGAUGCCCUCAACUAUCUCCCCAACCUGGUGCUGGGAGUGGAGGCGGCCGGCCGGGCGGGGGCAGUGGUGGAGGCCGCCCUGUCCUACACCGGGGACGUGGCUGACCCUGCUCGCACCAAGUACAGCCUUGACUACUACCUGGGCCUGGCCCGCGAGCUGGUGGCCGCCGGCACCCACAUCCUCUGCAUCAAGGACAUGGCGGGGCUGCUGACGCCAGCGGCCGCCCGGUUGCUGGUGGGGGCCCUACGGGAGCAGUUCCCCGAGGUGCCGCUGCAUGUCCACAGCCAUGACACCGCUGGGGCCGCCGUUGCCUCCAUGCUGGCGGCCGCCAAUGCUGGCGCUGACGUGGUGGACGUGGCUGUGGACGCCAUGUCUGGCAUGACCUCCCAACCCAGCAUGGGCGCCAUGGUGGCCUGUGCUCGCGGGACCCCCCUUGACACAGGCAUCACGCUGGAGCGGGUGUUCGAGUACAGCGAGUACUGGGAGGGGGCACGGGCGCUCUACGCCGCCUUUGACUGCACGGCCACCAUGAAGUCGGGCAAUGCGGACGUCUACGAGAACGAGAUCCCUGGAGGACAAUACACCAACCUCCACUUCCAGGCCCAUGCCAUGGGGCUGGGCCACAAGUUCAAGGAGGUCAAGAAAGCCUACGCCGAGGCCAACAAGCUCCUCGGGGACCUCAUUAAGGUGACGCCGUCCUCGAAGGUGGUGGGGGACCUGGCGCAGUUCAUGGUGCAGAACGGGCUGUCGCGGGAGGAGGUGGAGGCGCGGGCGGACGAGCUCUCCUUCCCCCUCUCCGUCGUGGAGUUCCUCCAGGGUCACAUCGGAACCCCCCCAGGGGGCUUCCCCGAGCCCUUCCGCUCCCGGGUACUGAAGGACCUGCCCCGUGUCGAGGGGCGGCCAGGGGCUUCGCUGCCGCCGCUGGAUUUCGAGGCGCUGGGGCAGGAAUUGGCGGCGCGACAUGGGGCCUCCCCCAGCUCCGAGGAGCUGCUCUCGGCCGCUCUGUACCCCAAAGUCUACGAUGAGUUUCGUACCUUCACCUCCACCUUCGGCCCUGUCUCCUGCCUGGGCACCCGCCUCUUCCUCGAGGGUCCCACCAUCGCCGAAGAGUUUGAGGUGGAGCUGGAGCGGGGGAAGACGCUGCACAUCAAGGCGCUGGCGCUGGGGGACCUGAAUGCCACGGGGCAGCGAGAGGUUUUCUUCGAGCUCAAUGGGCAACUGCGCUCCAUCCUCGUGCGAGACACCCAGGCCCUGAAGGAGAUGCAUGUGCACCCGAAGGCGGAUCGGGGGGCCAAGGGGCAGGUGGGGGCCCCCAUGCCAGGGGAGGUGGUGGAGGUCCGGGUGGAUUUGGGGGCAUCGGUGGCCAAGGGGGACCCCCUCUGCGUCCUCAGUGCCAUGAAGAUGGAGAUGGUGGUGACGGCCCCCCUGGCUGGAACCGUCGCCCGCCUCCAUGUUCGACCUGGAAUGAGCUUGGAGGGUGAUGACCUCAUCGUCGAAAUCGAGUAGGAGGAUGUCACAGGACCCCCCCCCAACACCCACCCCUGCCCCCCCCCAAAAAACCCACCCCCAAAAACCCACCCAAAACACUACCCCUGCCAAAUGGUGCGCUGGCCCUUUAAGAGCGACCUCCCCCCUCCGUGGAAAGGGGGUGCAGUCUGUUUUGGGAGGGGCACCCCUUAAUUAGAUGGGGGGUUUAAUUAAGGGGAGCGCCUCUUAGUCGGGGGACACCCGUUAAUUGGAGGGGCAACCCAGAAUUGUGCGGCACCCUUCAUUUUGGGGGGGGCACUCCUUAAUUAGAGGGGCACCCCUUAAUUAGGGGGGCAUUUCAUUUGCGGGGCACCCCAUUUUGGGGGGCCACCCCUUAUUUUGGAGGGGGCAUGCCUUAAUUAGGGGGCACUCCUUAAUUAGGAGGGCACCCCAUUUGGGGGGGCACCCCAUUUUUGCGGGGCACCCCUUAUUUUGGAGGGGGCACGCCUUAAUUGGGGGGCACCCCUGAACUGGGGGGGGGGUGUCAUCUCAUAAUUGGGGGGGUACCCCGUUUGGGGGGGGUUCAGCCUCUUUUGGGGGGGUCACUUCUUGGGGGGUGUCCCCCCACUUUUGGGUAUCCCCUCACAUUUUGGGGGGGAUCCCCCCUCCUGUGCUCCCUCCCUCUUAGCGCGGGGGGGGGUCAGCCCCACCCCCACCCCCAUUUCAUUAACCCUGCCAUGCUGCCUUAGGGGAGCCCGGAGGUUUUUUGGGGGGGGAGGGGGGCCCUCCCCCCUGCCCCCCAGCUGCCCUUCCCCCCCCCCGUUGCUGCCAAACGCCCCUCCCCCACCCGCGAAGGGCGGGAGGGGGGAAUGGGGGAGGGGCGGGGGGGCGGAGUCUGUGACCAAAGGGCGGGAUUGAGACUGGACGAUAUUUGGGGGGGGGGGGGGCCUCCCCCCCCCCACGGGAACAAACCGGGAGGGGGAGGAGCGAGGGGGCCCUUCCCCCCACCCCCCCGGGGGGAUGUCCCGGGCAAUAAAGACUGGACUAACCAC